AUUUCAUUUCAUACAUUAUCAGACAUAACCUAAAGCCACUCUUUUAACCUUUCGCCAUCUACCAUAUAUUUCCCACAAACAAGCAAGUCAAUUAACAGUUGAUCUACAUUGCAGAUUGGAUUUGGUCGAUCGAUUGAGCGGUUGUGAAGAGUGUUCUUCAUUGACAUAAUCACAUAACAACAUCCAUCACUCUCACACUUGUCCAGAUCUAAUCCAUCUGUCAACAUGCCACUGUUUCGAAAAAAGGAAAAGGUCUCUUUACCUCCUCCAUCGGCACCGGAAAUACCGAAAUUAGACUGGAACGAAACCCAACAUUUGGGUAAUCUGGGAAACGGAUUCAACGAACAUACGCUAGACACAACAACGUCAAAUGGUCAUGCAAGAUCUAAUCAACCUUUCGAGAAUGCUGGCAGGAUUGGAUCGAUUGGGGUGGAUGUCACUCCUUCCUUGCAACAAAGUCGAAAGUAUGAUACUAUGAGCAAUAUUGCAAACAUUAAUCCUCAGGAUACACGACAUACCAUCGGUCACAAGCCUAAGACUAGCUCAUUAUCAAGGAGCAUUUCACAAGGUGCGGUGCCGUACCAUCUACCUUGGACACGUAAUCUGGUACGAGAUGAUACCGGAGGAAUGGCUAGCUUAGAUCAAAGUCAGACGAAUGGGAGCCCAUCCACAUCUCCUCCAUCCGCAUCAAGAAGAAAGAUGGGACCGCCACCUUCUGCAGCAAAUAAUCCACAUGGAUUACCCGCUUUGUUUAAUCGAUCAAAUGAUUUCCGUGUUUCGCCAAAUAGUAUACCCCAACCAACUGCAUCGCAAAGAAGGCAUGUGAUGGACGCUGCAAGAAGUCAAAGUUUACGUAGGGCAAAAGCGCCGGCAGAAUUGAAUUUGAUGGUGUUCGGUGCAACGGGAACGGGAAAGACGAGUUUCAUUCGAACGUUGCUGGCAACGUGUGAUCUUUCUUUGUGUACGGAUGAAGCCAAGAAAGCGGCUUCCCUUUUUGGAAUCUCGCCUGAUCAUAAACAUCCAACUCAUGAUAUGGAUCCGAUCAUGCCUUUGCGUACGAAACAAUAUGAAGUCUUACAGGGAAUUGACUUGCAUCCAAGUUGCUUGAUUCCCAUCUCGGCGUUAGAAGCGGGAGCGGAAUCUACGGGUAGAUCACCUGCUGUCAAGCAUCGCACAACUUCUAUGAUCUCGACUCGAACAAACAACACUAGCGGUUUUGGAAGUGGAAGAGUGCAAUUAUCCAUUUGUGAUACACCUGGAAUUGAUUUUAAUUUGGAAGACGAUUUCGAGAUUGAGAAAAAGGUGAACGCAAGCUUACGUUUCUUGGAGGCAAAAUUGACAAAAACGUUAUCCGAAGAGAAUAAAGUGCAAAGACAGCCAAGAGGAGAUGGAUUGAUGCAUUUGAUAUUGUACUUUAUCGAUCCGGUAUUUAUGAUUGAUCGAUUCCAUACACGAAAAGCAAAAAUCUUACGUGCUCGUUAUGCUUCUGCUCAAGUUACUGAAAGGAACAAGAGCAACGAUCAACAGCAAAAACGUAUUCGAAGUACAUCAAUGGUCGGCAAUUCUUCUGUUUCUCAACCAGCUGCUUAUAGUGGGAGUUUGAGUAAACAAGCACAAACUGCUCAACUACGUCAAUCGAUGGAGAUGAUUCAAGCAAGAUCUAGUUCAGCAAAGUCAAAACAUAGCGCUAAAGGAUCGGUUUCGACCGUUGAUAUGCCAAGUUAUAAUUCCGAUGUACAAGCCAGAGAGGUGGCAGAGGAAGAGUUGGACGAUGAAGAUGAUUGCGUGGAAGGUCUGUCGCAACGUGAACUAUCCAUCCUUUCAAGAUUGAGCGAACGAGCAAAUGUAUUACCAAUCAUUGCUAAAUCCGAUACGCUGACAUCUGCACAAUUGGAAGAAGUACGAACGGCAGUGCGCAAUUCGAUCAUCAAAGCCAAUAUUGAUCUCGGCGCAUUUGAAGUGGAAGGCGUUCGUAGAAAGAAAAGAAUUCGUCCUCGUGAGCCGCAUCCGAUCUCCUCUGUCGUACAAAGAGGCGAGUUGGAAGAAAGCACUCCUGAAUCGUCAGCAGAUGCACCUUUAAGUUCAGAACCUGUCAAGGUGAUCCGAAUCAAAUCUCGCCGAUCAUACAGUGCACAUUCGGGAGAACGAAUGGCACCUUCUACAAGUGGUCAUUCGAUAGGCGGAAAUAAUGUAUUCGAUGAGACUGUGGAUGAUGGCAGUAAUUUGGGACAUACAGCACCUCUCUUUGACAGCAAAGCAAGUCAAGCAGAAGAUGAAGACGAAGAAGAUCAGAAAUCCGCUCCGGAAGCUAUCUCAAAGAUGGUUCCUUUCUCCGUAUUUGUUCCUGAACCGAUCAGAGUACGCUCCAAACAAUCUAAUACACAAACAUCCGUACCACCAACUCGCAAGCUAAGCAUGAACAGCAUCGCAGAAAAUCUGCCGCCGGUGCCCAAAUUGCCGGAUGAUAUUGCAAGUAUCAAGAAAGGACGUCCAGGUACAAGUUCUACAGUCAGUCAUUCUGAUCCUUCCAAUCAUGAAGGGGAAAAGGUGGAAGUAUUGGAAGCAGAGGCUGAGAACGGAGCUGGAAGCGGACAACAAGGUGGACGACAAUCUCUGGAAAGUGCUUCUACACACCCAACGUCUAAUGGCAGCACACCCAUUCCAAACGGUGGUGGAAAUCGAUCUUCCAACUCUACUCCCGUUUCUGUUCAAGGUGCAACAUUCUCUUCACCGCCGCCUGGACCGCCACAAUCUACAAGAUUUGUGCGAGAAUUCCGUUUUGGAAGCUCAAGCGUUUUGGAUGCACGACACUGUGAUUUCAGCUUAUUGCGAACGUGCAUUUUGGGAUCGCACGUUGAGAAGAUGAGAGAAGUGACGAAUGAUCGAUAUGAACGUUUCCGAAGUCAAAGAUUGGAAUAUAAACGACAACAUGCAAAAUUAUCUUCUGCUGGUGCUCUUUAAAGAGCAGCACGUACGCCACACAAACCAAUGAAUGUUGGUCAAUAUGUGCAAAUAAUAUACCUGUGUGAAUUUUUAAUCUCUUUUUUUGUACUUCUUUUUAUUUCAAAAAUAUCUAGUUUGUCCAAUUUCCAUCGUUGUGAACUGAUCGA
Messenger RNA from Meira miltonrushii, 3110 nucleotides. RefSeq lists its product as uncharacterized. Gene Ontology annotation, molecular function: GTP binding; GTPase activity; molecular adaptor activity. Gene Ontology annotation, cellular component: septin ring; microtubule cytoskeleton; septin complex. Gene Ontology annotation, biological process: cytoskeleton-dependent cytokinesis. Bases 226 to 2961 code for a protein of 911 amino acids. NCBI's taxonomy places the organism in Eukaryota, Fungi, Basidiomycota, Exobasidiomycetes, Exobasidiales, Brachybasidiaceae. The transcript has a single exon. The record is from RefSeq and is a predicted model, not a curated record.